CUUAUUUGCACUAAUCUUGAUGAACAGGAAUUAAUCUCCAAAAUCGAGAAUGAACUCAAAGAUCUGGAAAACAGUAGAAAAAAAUCGGGCAAAUGGUACCAUCGGAGGCAAGCUGUAAAAGAAUUGCAUAGUACACUGAUACGCCUUUUAAAUGAAUUGCUGCCAUGGGAACCAAAGUUAAUGAAGGCUUUUCAGAGAAACAGGAGCCGCCUGAAGAAAGACUAUGAUGAUUUCCGAAGACAACCUGAUUAUGGUCAGUUCACUAGAGAACUGUGGACUUCUGAAGAAUGUGAAGGGAACCCUGAGAGAGAUCCUCCUACAGCAGAAAUCAGUAAGUCUGUAGAUGCAGCAGAACCUCUAGACAACCUGGAGAAAGAACACGUGGAUUCUGAUGAUAUGAAAUUAUCAGAAAUAGGCUAUCCUUUGGCCAGAAACAAGUUGUUGAAAAAAGAAUUGUCUUCUAAAGAUGUAGUGAAGACACUGCCUAAAGCCCUUAAACGACAGUCCAAACAAAGCAGUUAUCUGGAUGAUAGCACAAAGGAGCUUUCCCCAAGGAAGAAAGCAAAGCUAAGCACAACAUCAGUUGAGAACUUGGAAGAUGAUAUGCAGAUUGACUGUUUGAGUGAGUCAAAGCAUACAGAACUGCCAUUUUCAGAGUCAUUUGCCUCAAAGGAUUCAGUACCAGUGUCUACUCUCCAGAAAGGGACCAAACCUAUUCAGGCCUUGCUUGCAAAGAAUAUUGGGAACAAAGUGACCUUAACAAAUCAACUGCCCCCUUUCACAGGUAGAAGUGUUCCUGCUGUGGAAAAGCCAGCUCAGUCUCCUGCAGAAACAAGCCCUAUAAAGCCAGCAUCGAGCUGCCUCACCAGUACAAAAGGACCUUUACAGAUGGUUUACAAAAUGCCCUGUGGUCAGUGGCUGCCAGUAGACCUUCAUAGUAGUUCUGUCAAGAUUCAGAUGCAGCCUGUGGUGGAUUCUAAAACAGGAGAAAAGAUCAUGCAGCAAGUCCUUAUUCUGCCUAAGAAUUUUGUGAUUCAGCACAAAGAGGGAAAAGCAGUUGCAAAAGAGCUAGCAGCACCUCAGCAGAAGGGUGCAGAGCAGUGUUCCUUAGUGUCUGUUCCUGUCACCUCAGGAGGGACAGUUUCUACCCAACUGCUUAAUACAGUUUUCAGUAAGACAAUUGCUCCUUCAUCAAAUGUGAGUGCUAGAUCACAGCCCCUGUCACCUGUAACCUCUGUAAGUAAUACAUUAUCAUCACCCAUUAAGACUAGCCAUUGCGAAGCAGGGAAAGGCAAGAGUGCAGUUUCACCAGCCACAUUCCCCCAGCCUAUUACUUCACCCACCAUUUCCUCAACAGUUCAGCCUCUGUUACCAGCAACAACACUAAGUGAAUGCACAGAUCCUGGCAGUUCCCUCACCUGUUUCUCCCAGCAAACUGUUGAUUCCUCUGAGGCAAAGCAAGAACUCAAAACCGUAUGUAUCAGAGAUUCACAGUCAAUUCUUGUUAGGACUCGAGGUGGGAACACUGGAGUUGUCAAAGUACAAACUAAUCCAGAACAAAAUUCACCCAGCAGUUUAUCUUCAAGUUCCCCUUUCACCUUCGCACCUCAACUUCAGGCAUUUCUGGUGCCAAAAUCGACACCGUCCCCUGCUUUUUCACAAGGAGCUGGAAUGACUGCUACAUCUACUCCCCCAUCUUUCAGCCAAACGCCUACUUGUGUUUCUAUUUCAUGUGGCUUUCAUCCAUCCAUGGGGAAAAAUCUCAAACCCGUGUUAGGCCAACCCUCCAGCAGUGGCUGUGUGGACCCCGUGACAGAAAACACCUCACACAAGCCCUCUUCACCCUUGAAACCCUCCAUUUCUCCCAGCUCGCUGCUACCAUCAACAACAAAUAGUUCAGUUAGUGUGAUUAGCAUAUCACCAGGGAAUUUCGGGCAAACCAAUACAAAUGUCAUUCACACAAAAGCGCAACAAGUAGAUUAUUUCACAAAAAGUUACCAAGUUACAAGAUCGGAAGCAAUAAAUGGAGAUGUUCUCAGUGAGACUCCUGUUCAGAAACUCAUGCUAGUGUCAAGUCCGUCGGCUCUUCCUUCCAGCACUGCGUCUUCAGUUAAUAUGGCACCAGCACCAACAUCUACGAGUGUUUCCACCCAAAAAGUCAUUUUUAUUAAUGCUCCAGUUCCUAGUGGCACUUCAGCCUCAGCUAUUGUUGCAGAAUCAUUAAAACAGACACUUCCUUCUCCCUUGAAUAAAACUUACGUUAAGACUCCAGAGCAACCCCAAAUAGUACUAAUUCCGUCUACAUUAGGAACACCAAUAAAAAUCAAUUCUUCACCAACCGUGUCUCAGAUUAAAGAUGUGAAAAUUGGGUUAAACAUAGGACAAGCAAUUAUUAACCCUCCAGGAAAUCUGCCAGCUAUAUCAUCAGUUAAUAUAUUGCAAAGUAUAAUGCCAAAAGGAGAAGACAAAAGUAGUAAGGGCUAUGUUUCACCCUUGUCAACAAGUGGUAACUCAGUCCUAGCAAGCUCAAGUAUUGUGAGUCCGAAUCUUCCUCCUGUUAAUGAGUCAGUGGUUUCUGCAGCAAGAGCUACAAACAUGUUUUCAGGAACAGGAGCAAAUGUACCUUUGAGUUCCCUUUCAGUGACCUCAUCCUCUGCUUCAGCUGGGACUCGACCUCCUGUUUUAGUCAGUGGAACUGAUACCUCUUCAAGAAUUAUGCCUGUUUUGUCAAAUAGACUUUGCACAUCAAAUCUUGGAAACACAGUAGCUAUAUCAACUGUGAAAACAGGACACCUUGCAUCAUCUGUUCUCAUUUCAACUACACAACCCACUGUGUCUCCUAAAUGUUUGACAUCAGCUUUGCAAAUCCCUGUUACUGUCACCCUACCUGCACCUGUGACUACAUCUCCAAAAAUAAUCAACACGGUUCCACCUUCAGCAACAGUACCAGGAGCCACACGCCCUGUAUCUCUUUCCAAAAGACAGUUUCAGUCCCCAGGGACUUCAACUACAGUGCCAACAAAUUCAAACACAAAUAAACCUCAAGCUGAAUUACCAUCUCUCUCACCAAGUCCAAGUAAAAUAAUUACUACUUCCAACAUUGCUUCUAUGCCAAACCAGCUUAUGUCCCCUUCGUUAGUAAAAACAGCUUCUGGUAAUUCUGCUGCAGGUGGCUCUACCAUUCACACUUGUACACCACCAUUAAAUAUAACUAGUCUGGCAGGUGCCUCCUUUAGUGAACCUUGUAUUCAGCAAAAAAUAGUUAUCAAUACCAGUACACCUUUGGCACCAGGUACUCAAAUCAUGAUGAAUGGAGCCCGGUUUAUUGUUCCACCACAGGGUCUUGGAGCAGGGAGCCAUGUCCUCCUUAUCUCUACUAAUCCAAAAUAUGGGCCUCCCUUAGUUCUUAACAAUCCCCAAGGUAUACCGACGACACCAGUAGAUAAUCCUGUCCAGAAGAUCAUACAGACAUCAAAUCAUUCUCUAAGUGGCCCGCCUUUAAAGCAUUCUGUGAGAAACUCUACAAAGAUUGUAAACUGUCUUGGAAAUCCAAGUUCUUUCCCUGCAGUACAUUCAACACCACAGAUGGUAAACACACCUGCUAAAGUUUAUGUCCCACCUGCACCAACGGUGCCAUUGACUUCAGUGAUUAGGUCCUCUCCAGCUACUCUUUUGGCAAAGACAUCUUUGGUUUCUGCCAUUUCCUCCAAUAAUCCUCCACUGCCAAGUAGCACAUCGGUAUUUCAUUUGGAUACCUCUGUCAAAAAGUUACUGGUUAGCCCAGAAGGAGCCAUUUUAAAUACCAUAAAUACUCCAGCAUCUAAAGUAUCUUCAAUGUCUUCAUCUCUUCCUCAAGUUGUUGUAUCUGCUAGUCAAAAUCCUGCCUCUGUCUUCCCUGCUUUUCAGUCAUCUGGUUCAGAGAAACCUGACAAAGCUGCAUCUUGAAUUUAGACUAAAUGAGCCAGUUUUUAAAUAAUGGGGCAUUGUUUUAACUCCCAUAAAAAUUUAACUGUUUAUUAUUCUGUUGAAAACAUGCUGUUCAUACGUGUGUGUGUGUGUGU
Molecule: messenger RNA, 4061 nt
Organism: Phodopus roborovskii (desert hamster)
Lineage: Eukaryota; Metazoa; Chordata; Mammalia; Rodentia; Cricetidae
Source: RefSeq, a predicted model, not a curated record